Paramecium primaurelia is the source of this 545-nucleotide messenger RNA. NCBI's taxonomy places the organism in Eukaryota, Ciliophora, Oligohymenophorea, Peniculida, Parameciidae. The record is from the annotation of a GenBank genome assembly.
AUGAGAUUUUAAAGACUUACAUUGGAUGAAAGUGGAUUCAACUUUAAUCUAUUUCAUUUUUUAUUGUUACAGGAUCCAAUAUUUAAAAAUAAGAUAAAAAUAGAUAUUCCAGAUACAAUUUAGAUCAUUUAAGGAUAACCAUAUUUUUGGUAUUUCAGUCAUAAUUCAUAAAUAAUGAGAAAAAGCAAAUCAAAACUUAACUGGGAAGAUAUCUUAAAUGAAUUUAUAACAGAUAAAGAAGAUUAACAUUCAAUAUGUGCAAUUUGGAUAAAUAAAUCUAAGAAUUUAACAACUUUUGAAUAUUUGUCAUAACAUUUACUAUAUUAAUUUUUGACUUUAAAAAUACCAGAUAACACAAAAGGAUAUUUAUAAAGAUUUGUUUAUCCAAAAAGUAUAAAUGAUAUAGAUAAUAUUGAUUAGGUAGUUGUAAUGAGGUUAUUAAAUGUACAUGGACUAAUAAUUUAUGUUUCUUCGAAUGUUUUUCUAAUUAAUAUUAAAUUAAAUUUUCAAAAGCUGAUAUAUAUUAAAGAGCAGUUACUUUUUGA